AUGCUUCCGUGUUCUUCGUCCUCACCGAGCGAAGGAUGUGAAGAGGAGAAGGACGCGCACAUGCACACGGAGUGCAGCAGACUGACGGAGCAGAGGGACGAAGCCGAGAGACAACUCAAGCACAUCAAGAGGGUGUCUCAGAUGGUGAUCGAGGAGGUGAGCGUUCUGCAGACUCAGCUGGAGAUCGAAAAGUCAUGCCGGGAGAACGCCGAGGCGCUCGCCACAAAGCUGAACAGCGAAAACCGGAAGUUGAAAUACCUGAGCUUGUCAUCACGGCCAUCGUGCUUGGACGAGCUGCUUCCCAGCAUCUCGGACUGUGUCGCCAUGGAAACGGUGGCGGCCCCGGAAGACGCCUCGCCCGAUGCCUUUGCGCAGUGCCAGCAGCAGGUCAAAGAGCUGCGUGAGGCUGUGAGCACCUUGUUGGAAGAAAAGAAGAGCUUCCUGUGUCAGAUUCAUGACCAGCAGAGAAGAAUCGAGGAGCUGAGCGAAAAGGCCGAACGAGAUGAGAGAGAAAUGGAGAAACUUCGAAACGCUGUCGAGGAACACGGCAAAACCAUUAAGAGGUUCAACAGAGUGUCCAUGAUGGCGACGCAGGAGUACGAGGGCAUGAAGGAGCAGCUGGACCUGGAGCAGAGCCUUCGAAUCAAAGCUGAGACGUACGCCCACGAGAUGCUGGUGAAGCAGAAGGAGGCCAAUCGUCAGAGCGCGCUUCUGCUGCAGAAUGCCGAGCCCAGUUUGCAGCUGCUCAGCGCCUUGGAGGAGGUCGCCGUCCUCACCAAAACGCUGGAGGGUGAGCGACUGCAGCAUCAGAAACGGGUGUGCGAGCUCCAGGCUGAGCUGGAUGACAGUUUAGCAAAAAAGAAUCUAGAGCGUCUACGUCGACAAGUGGAGCUUCUGGAGGAGGAGAAAAAAGACGUAGAGGGACGUCUGGAACGCAUGGAGAAGGACAACCAGCAGAUGCGAACACAGCGUACGUACAAAUUCCAGCUGCUCCCGAAGGUCGCCAUGACAACCGACACCCCACCUCCUCCGCCUCCCGGUCUGGCCCCACCCCCGGCUCCCCUCCCCCAGCCACCACCGCCGCCUCCUCCGCCGCCACCGCCCCCACCUCCGCCUCCCCCAUCCAGAUGCAAUCCCCUCAGUUCUUUGAUCGCCAUCAUGAGGAAGACAUCCAAAGGUUCCAAAACGUCUCUGAAGGCAGAGCAGCCCGCAGCCUCUGAUGAUGCGGUUAAGGUAAAGGCUGUGAAUGAGAUGAUGGAGCGUAUCAAACUCGGCGUGGUGCUACGGCCUGUCAAGAGUCAGGAAAGCAAGAGAGUCGCUGUCAAACAGCCUCCGACCAGUGAGGAAAAAUCUCAGGAGAGCGCCAUGGAUGAACUCAAAGGCAUCCUGGAGACGGUGAAGCGCAGUCCCAGCCGAGGUUCCCAGGAGGUGCCGUCGCCGACGGGAAAGAAAGACAGCGAGCUGGAGGUUAUCCUGAGAAGACGACGCAACAGAGCCGGGGAGGCCGGUUCUGGAGACGAGCGCGACGGUCAUCUGAGUCACGUGUCGUCCUCUGACAGCCUGAACGGUAGACGCGCCAGCAGCGAGUCGGGCAAGGAUCCGGAUGGAUCCGUUACACCGUGCAACCCUGUACCGGCUCCGCGGGCGGUCGGGGAGCGCAGAGGAUCCGGGCCGGGACCCGUCGUGGCUAGGAGGAAGAGCUCGGAUAAAUCGGGAAGCUGGCAGGAAAGACGAUCCGGCUGUUCGGAAAAAGACAGGGCUGAUUCUCCUGUCGGAAACGGUGUCAACGAGGACGCCGCCGCGAAGACACCCGUGCAAACCAACGGCGUUAACCACGGGGAGGCACCGAACACUGCCAUCUUUGUCGUGGGCGACAUGAACGGUGACGCCGAGGGUGACACCCAGGGGGCGCUAUGA
Molecule: messenger RNA, 1917 nt
Organism: Nerophis lumbriciformis (worm pipefish)
Lineage: Eukaryota; Metazoa; Chordata; Actinopteri; Syngnathiformes; Syngnathidae
Source: RefSeq, a predicted model, not a curated record